GACGACGGCAAAGUCGCCGCAUUCCUGCAACGGAACGGACUCCACACCUCCGCCAUCGCGGCAGCGCACGAGUUCGCGCAGUCACUGUUUCCCGCCUGCGACGUCAAGAGGGCGCCGUUUCAGGGGUACUGCUCGUAUACGCUGCUCCUGAGGCCGCUCCCGAGGCCGCUCCCGCCCGGCAGUAGUCGUGUAAGCCACGAAGCGACGGGACCGCGGCGGGAUAGCGGGGUCGAGGCUGGUGAAGGGACCGGUGGAGGGAGUUUGGGGAGUCAAAGCGGGAGCGAGGGCGGUACGAGUUGGAAGAGCGGUGGCAGCGGCGGCGGCGGCGGCGGUGGUGGAAGACUCGUUCAGUUCCGGCCUAGGAGGCAUGGUAUUGAUGUUGAUAUCUGCGGCGAGGCGAGGGCUGUGUUUGGGGAUGGGAUCGUGCCGGGCGUGGAGGAGCUUGGUGUCUUGGAGGGGUUGGAGACGACGACGACGACGAGCCGUGGUGGGAGGGGGAGGAAGGACGGGGAGCUGUGCGCGUAUCUCUUGGAGAGGGUCGGCGGUGUUUCGUUGACGGGGUUCAGGGGUAUGUCCGCCGGUCUGGGGACGGAUCCGAGGGCGUCGAGGCGGAGGCUUGUUGCGGAUCUGGCUGUUGUCUUUGCGGAUUCGUGGAGGGGCAGGCGGGAGGCUUUUUGGGGUGAUGGACACGGCGACGGCGUCAGGGGCCGCGUGGGAGGGAGUAUGGCGUGGCGGUUGGAGAUUAUGGAAAAGGGGUUGCCUUUGGAGUUUAGGGCCGUUGUGAAGGAGGUUAGGGGGGAUUUGGGGGAUAUCGAGGGGUUGCCUUGGGUUGUUACGCAUGGGGACCUCGUGCCGGAUAACGUCAUGGUUCAUCCGCCGCGCGAGGAGGGUGAGGGCGAGGGCGGCGAGGCGUGGGUGAGGCAGAGGCUGGGGUGGGGGAGGGAGGAGAGGGCUGGCGGGUUGGUUGGGUUGAUUGACUGGGCUGAGGCGGAGUGGUUGCCGUUCGGGGUGGGGAUGUACGGGCUUGAGGAGGUGUUGGGGGAGGAUGUUGUUGUUGAUGAGAGCAGUGAUAUCGACUGUGUUGGCGGUGUAAGUGUUGCUACUACCGCCACGACUACGACGACGACGACGAGGUUCGAGUACUAUCCCGAAGCAGCCUCCCUUCGCACCCUCUUCUGGGAUGAGGUCGGGCGCGUGGUGGGUGAUGAGGAGGUUAUUCGCCGGGCGAAGCGGGCUCAGGUUCUCGGAGUCCUGCUCUGGAGGGGCAUUGCCUUUGACGAUGGUGCGCUGGGCAGGGUUGUGGACGCGGAGAGGGACGCGUGGGACUUGCAGAGGUUGCGAGCUUGGGCCUUUGAGGAUGGGGGGCUCGGGUUGAGUCGUGGGAAGGCUGAGGCUGAGGUGGCUCGGGGGAGAAGGAAGGGGGAGAAGAGAGGUGGCAGACGGUUGUUGAAGAGGGUUUUGGGAUGGAUCAGAGGGUGCUUUAAGGGGUUGUGA
Molecule: messenger RNA, 1494 nt
Organism: Colletotrichum phormii
Lineage: Eukaryota; Fungi; Ascomycota; Sordariomycetes; Glomerellales; Glomerellaceae
Exons: 1
Source: RefSeq, a predicted model, not a curated record